Racocetra persica is the source of this 167-nucleotide messenger RNA. NCBI's taxonomy places the organism in Eukaryota, Fungi, Glomeromycota, Glomeromycetes, Diversisporales, Gigasporaceae. The record is from the annotation of a GenBank genome assembly.
AAGCAAGAUGUGCCACAGAGUUAUUCGUGAUAGUAGUAACAGAUAGCCUGGCAGAGAAGAAAGAUAAUAUGAACUUAUACAUACCAGAAUUCUUAGAAGGAAUAGUUACACAGUAUCAAGAUAUAUUUCUGGAAGAACUUUCUAAGGAAUUACUAGCAAAAAGAAGC